CUCCCCCCCCCCCCCCCCCAAAAAAAAGACAUGUCGGCCGCUAGCACCGAGACCAGCGCCCCGCUGCCGACCGUCGCCAGCCGCGUCUUCUUCCAAGGCGCGCCCGGAGUGGGCUGCGUGGGGACCGGCCCCAUCAGCACCGGCGACGACCCGGUCCAGAGGAGACAGGGCAAAGUGACGGUCAAGUACGACAGGAAGGAGCUGCGGAAAAGACUCGUCCUGGAGGAGUGGAUCAUCGAGCAGCUCAGCGAGUUGUAUGACUGUGAGGAGGAAGAGAUGCCAGAGGUAGAAAUAGACAUCGAUGACCUGUUGGAGGUCACCAGUGACGAUGAAAGAGCCAGCAAACUACAGGAAUCAUUAACAGACUGCUACAAACCAACAGAGGUCUUCGUCCGUGAGUUGCUGGGCAGGAUAAGGGGAAUGAGAAAACUCAGCGCGCCAACUAAGAAGGGCCUAUAAUGGCCCGUGAUGUCGACCAUCAAUCAGUCAUACACCACCGCAUCUCAGCUCCACCUACUUAGCCCAUUCGACAUGGACCGCCAUCGCGCAGUAACAAUAACUUAUGUAAACAGCAUUAGCGAACCUGCAAACAGGCACCACAAACGCGUAUAGCACUAGUCACUUGUUUCCCAAUCACGUAGAGUGUAUUGUAUUUGACUGUUGAAAGGUACCGGGAGAGAAAACAGCCGAUGGCGGUUAAUUGAACAGCAAACAGCCACAAUAAAAUGUCACGCCCUAGAAACGAGCCGCGUGAACGCCACCUAACGCCGCAUCCCCCGAGCCAUGCCGCAGCUGACAAGCUGCGAUCCAAACAGCCAUACAGAAGAAAACGCAGACAAAAAAAAGGAGGUGGUUAAAAAAUGUCUGUACCGCAG
This is a messenger RNA of Gasterosteus aculeatus aculeatus (three-spined stickleback), 875 nucleotides long. RefSeq names its product protein phosphatase 1, regulatory (inhibitor) subunit 14C (gene ppp1r14c). Gene Ontology annotation, molecular function: protein serine/threonine phosphatase inhibitor activity. NCBI's taxonomy places the organism in Eukaryota, Metazoa, Chordata, Actinopteri, Perciformes, Gasterosteidae. Gene Ontology annotation, biological process: regulation of phosphorylation. The record is from RefSeq and is a predicted model, not a curated record. Gene Ontology annotation, cellular component: cytoplasm.